AUGUAAAAAAAUUUGGAAUAAUAGUAUUUUGAUGCUUUGGAAAAGAAUCUAUUAUUGGAGAAGAAUAAGGAAGAAUAGGCUAAAUAAUAAUUUAUAAAUGCAGCUAAUCAAAUCAAGAGAUGUUAUAGAUCAUAUAAAAAGAGAGAGAAACUUUAAGUGAAAACCAGAUCCAUAAUUUAAAUUUAACAUUUUUACAGGAGAUGGAUUGCAAAGAAAAGAAAACAUAGACUCAUUCAAAAAUAGAGAUAAAUGAAAAUCAUACGACCUUAUUUUUUAAGAUUAAAAGUAUUUAAACUAAUACCAUCAUUGACUUUAACUAUUCAAUAAAAAUAAACUCUUAAACCUCUUGUUAAUUUCAUUCUUAAUUUUUCCAAAAUUAAAUCUGCCAAAAGAAGAUUCUUUAUACUUUCACUUAUCAAAUUCAAGAAAAUAUAAAAUUAGAAAACUCAAAUAAAUUCUAUGCUCUCUUAAUAUAAAAUCAACUAUUACAAACAACAAAUAGAUUAUCAACAAAAAAAAAUUGCCAUCCUAAAUGAAAUAGAAUUUAUCAACAAUAUACAAUAAUUGAAUAAUAAAUAUUUUGAAAUAGGACUUUAAAAUUAUUAAAAAGAAUUAGAGUAAUUUAUUAAAUCUAAAAGUCACGAAUCAGAUUUUAUUGAAUUAAAAGAUUAAAAGGGAAAUUUAUAUUGGUAAAAUCUCAAGACUUUAAAAAAGUUCAAUGUUAAUCCUAUUGAUCAAUUGAUUCAAAAUAAUUUUGCUAAAGUUGAAGAUGAAUAUGUUAAUAAAUAUUAAGAAUAGGUUGUGUAUUUAGAGGAAGGAAAAGAGGAGCUGUUACAUCUACUAUAAUAAAUCAAACCAGAAAAAAUUCCUUUUCCAACUUUGUCAGAAUGAGUAGUUUUAGAGUAGAGCCU
Paramecium octaurelia is the source of this 911-nucleotide messenger RNA. NCBI's taxonomy places the organism in Eukaryota, Ciliophora, Oligohymenophorea, Peniculida, Parameciidae. The record is from the annotation of a GenBank genome assembly.